CGCGAGUGAGAUGUUGAUGGUACGAGUGAAGAGUGGGAAGAUAACGACAAACUUGGUGGUUGAGUAAGUGAGGUUACUAGUGAAGGUACAGUGUGUCUCACUCACCUUCCCGGACACCAACACACACACUCAACAACACUUCCCCGCUCUUACUUGUGAAUUCUGAGUGAGCAGUGAUCAGAGCGUCGCCAACUACCGCUGGUAGUGAGCGGCUUCACUAAUUAACACUUCCCACAUCUUUAACACUUCUUGAAGAGCCUCUCAGGAUGAGUUACGAAAGUUCACCGGAGUACGACCCUAGACUACCCCAUGGGAGUUCAACGGGAUAUAACCCUGGACCAUCGCAUGAAAGUAAGCCUAGUCAGGAUCCACCCCCAUACGACUCAAAACUUUAUGAACACAAACCUAGCCAGCAACCAGCACUCUACACCAAUCAACCACCGUAUGAUCACAAACCUUAUCAGUCUGCACCACAGAACAACCACGGAGCGUCUAAUUUUCCCCAGCAUGACCAGCUCCCACCACCAUACAACCCAGGACCCCUCAAUGGACCACCACCGUCACCGUCAGGCUUCCAACAACCACCCAAUGUAAUACAGAUACAACCCUUCAACACUGUUCCAGCUCCUGUUGUGGUGGUUGCUCCUGGCACCUGUCCAGCUUGUCGGGUUGGCGUGCUUGAGAACACCUUUACGGGUUGUGGCAUCUGUCUGGCCAUCAUCUGUUUUCCUAUAGGGCUCGUUUGUUGCUUCUUGAUGCGAGAUCGUGCGUGUUCAAACUGCGGCGCAAAGUUCUCGUAGACCUCCUCUCAGACAACCGUAUGAGGAGUGAAUAUGUUGGUUGUUAUGAAGUAAUGGUAUUUAUCUUGAGCUCAAGUUAAGCUCAAGCGUAAGACAAUGUUGGUUACUAAGAGAAAAGACGAAAGGGUUGGAUAGCAGCUUCAGAACUUGUUUACCUCCUCCAGUGCAAGCUCCUGACGAAGCAUAGAGAAAGGGAGAAAGGUCUGGAUCUGCUAUCCAAACCUCCCUUUGUGGCUAUGUUGUUACAUAAACACCCAUGUGUGUGUGUGAGAGAGAGAGAGAGAGGAGAGAGAAUUUCAUGUUUAUAACCAUGUGUGGGUUACUGCGUCUCAUCAACAGCUGUUCAUUUGUACACGUCUUUUCGAACAUUGACACCCAAGAGACGAU
Messenger RNA from Cherax quadricarinatus, 1187 nucleotides. Its product is annotated as membrane protein BRI3. The record is from RefSeq and is a predicted model, not a curated record. Lineage: Eukaryota; Metazoa; Arthropoda; Malacostraca; Decapoda; Parastacidae.